UCUACCCUUUCCAUACUUCUCUAUCCUCGCGACCCUAUUCGCACUACCGCACAUUCAAUAAGCUCAACUGAGCAAUAGAACCCAAUCGCGUUCUCUUGACACGUCCUUGACACGUCCGAUCGCUCGCGAAUUACUCUUGAACUUCAAGAAAGGUAAGUACUUUCCACUUCAUUACAUUCCUUCCGCCCAACCCUCCACCCUACUAUCGCUUCGCAUCUUCAUCUUCAUCUUCAUCUUCAACUCCCACUUCAACUCCCGCUUCAUCUUCACCUUCACCUUCAUCUUCAUCUUCAUCUUCAUUCUUGUCAAGUACCGAGGCCGAUAUACCCUUCGCCUCAUCGACGAAUGCUUCCUCUUCUUCCUAUCAUUUCCUAUUCAUAUCUAUGAUAUCACAUCCUUACUAGGUACUUACCUACCUUCCUACCUUUCGAAGUGUCACUUAGGUUAAACACCUACACCUUCCUUCCAUCCGACACUCAGAAGAGCUCUCGCCAAUUGCCUAAAUUCAUCCGCGCUUUACGCAACAUCUUCUUCAUUAAUCAUACUGACUCCCGCCUUCUAUAGAUAUAAAUAGUAACAGUCGUCAAAAUGUCUGCUACUUCCGUUGUUCCCUCCAACAACGCUGGCCUCUCGGCCACCAAUGAAAUGGUUCAAACCGACACUCUUGGCGCUGAUAUUGUAUUUCACGCCGCCUUUACCACUCAUACCAUUCCCGACAUCUCCCCCGAUGCCGGCAUUGUAGGCCUCUGCGCCGUCCCCAAGGAGCGAGCUGGCCGAAACGACCUAGGCUGGCACAUCGCCAACUUCCUCGCUUUCAAGGCUCUCUUCUGCGGCGAGACUCAUCCUCGCGCCCAGACCUGGCUCUCGCAGUGUGACAUCGCCAGAAUUGUUGAGGCCAGCCCCGAUGAUUAUGCGCAUGGAAAAGAUGGCCGCCUUGUCGAUGGCGCGGCACAGCCUUCCACUUACCUUGAUCAGGAAGGCAAGACAUGCUACCGUAAAGAUGAAAUUAAGGUAGUACAAAACGGUCAAGACCUUAUGGCCGAAUUCACUUCAGCGCUUACGGCCAAGCACCAGGUCGCUAAGGCGAAAGGAGUGCCCUUGGUCAUUAUUGCCUGUGGAUUGACGAACGCAGAGCAAGAUAUCUACUUCGGCAAGGUAGAUGCCACUUACCGAAUCACCACUGAAAAGCUUCGUCAACUACUUGGCCCUGAUGCGGAUGUCAUCCUGAUUACGCCCGCGAUGUUCUCCGCUGGCUGGACCAUCAACCCUUUCCUCUGCCGAUCGCCAGUCGGACAUGUGCAAGGCGACGACUUGGACUUCCUAGCACGACAAGUCGGUGGCGCUUUUGCGCUGAAGAUCAGUACCCACUUCCUUGGAUGGAAGUGCCCUCUUCUCGACUACGAACGACUGAGCCCAGCGGACAGAGUAGGAAUUUAUCCUGGCCCUGAAAUUCCUACUAAGAAGCAGCACGAACACUUUAAGGCCCUGAAGCAGAAAAUUCACAGUGUUAUUAUUGGUGGUUUGUCUCCGAUCCACGGGGACCACUCCUUCUACUUCGAUGCCGAAAAUGAUGAUUGGGAACAGCUUGUAGGUCCUCGCAAGUACAAGCCUCUGAGCCACUAUGAGAAGAAGUGGUCGGGACUCAAGACACGUACCGGUGCUGCUAUCAAUGAGGGAAUAUUCCACUUCCUAGGAAAUGCCUUUGGCGGCAAUGCAAAGUCACAAGCCAACCACAUAAAGCACCUAAUCCAGGAAGCCUUUGAGUCCUGCCCUGGAGCGUGGAGAGGCUAUGGUGUCAGGGACACCUACAAGAAGUUACUCGAGAAGGCGAACCCAAGCGAAAUGGAGCUUCACGAGGUUUUCAACGCGAUGGAGCACCGAACUGCAUUGACAGUUCUAGCCGAUCUAACCGUCGAAUACCUCGACUUCCAACAGCCCUCCCAGGUCCGAUGCCGAGACUGGGACGAACACGCAUGGAAGAAGGAGCUUGCAAAGGCUGAGCUGAAGGAGGAGUGCGACAUCUAUGGGACAAUCGUCGACCUCUUCCCCCACGUGAACUUGCCUCCAGAGAACCGCCGCAACCGGUUCAGUAUUAUCCAGCGCCGACUUGAGACUCCCGCGCAAUACCUAGCUGCGGCCCUGCACCUUUCGCAACCUGAUACCAUUCUGGACGCGAAGCAGCUUAUGUCCAACUUCUAUCAUGCAAUCACGGCCCACCAGACGAAGCUGGUACUCAGAGAUGAAGAGCUGAACAAGCUCUGCGCGGUCUGGUUGGAAGCGGUUCACAUGCCAGUUCGUGUACCAGGUAGCGAGCCUAGGAGCAUCGACUCGGUCCAGGGCCCAAGCACAGCGCCCUCAACAGGCAACGUUUCCGAGCUGGACGAGACCGAAACGCGCACUGAGUUCAGCGAGAACGUGGCCCAACCCUAUAGCACCACGGCCACUGUAGGAAGUUCAACAGGUGCAAAGGGCAAGUCGAAGCUGUCCCAGGUCAGCUACAUCGACUCCCCGAUCGCCGGGAAGACUGACGUUUCUCCUAUGACACCAAAAGUCCAGGCCGGAGCAAACGACGCAAUCCCUACUGAUCAUCUCGACCCAGAGUACAUGGAACGGCUGCGCACGGCCAACCCUCACACCAUGAGGGAUGUCUUGGACAAGGAAAAGGAUGCCUUGCUCGACGAGAUUUUCCAGGCGGACAACAGAAUUGCAGAGUGCAAGCAGAGGCUCAGGGCCAACCAGCAGGCCUUGAAUUACAUGCUCAAGACAAACGAGAACGUCGCGAAGGUGCAAACGCAUGCUUCGACGAUCUCGAGCGGAUGGGGUUCGCCCCAUGACGGGCCAUCGGAAGCGCAGAAGGGUGACCACGAGAAGGCCGGCGAGGAAGUCAACGGGGACAAGGCUGACAAGGGCAAGGGCGUUGCCCGACAAGACCUAGAGAUUACCGGCGAGCAGACUGACGGCGAGCAAACCGCCGAUGAGCAGACUAAUGAUGAGCAGCCCAUCAUCCAAGAGCUCGUUAUUCCCGAGCCCGCCAUUCCGGAGCCUACUAACAACGACGACGAGCUCGGCAGCGGGGAACCCUCGCCCAUCUCCGGCCCUCUGCCCGACCGUACUUUCACGGCCUCACCCCCAGGAGGAGCUGGCCUAUCCCGCGGCGCACGCGCAGGCACUAAACUGUAUAUCCCCCCGCAUCUCCGUUAACUGACCCCCAGCUAAAGUGUGUAAUAGGCGUUUGAGUAUGUAAUGAGUGAAGGCUUAUACGAUAGCUGGUGAUGGGGAUGGAUACUUGGGGUAUCUUAUGGCGGGGAUUUGAGACUUGAGAUUUCA
This is a messenger RNA of Hypoxylon fragiforme, 3327 nucleotides long. RefSeq lists its product as uncharacterized. The coding region runs from base 589 to 3201 and encodes 870 amino acids. The transcript is spliced from 2 exons. Lineage: Eukaryota; Fungi; Ascomycota; Sordariomycetes; Xylariales; Hypoxylaceae. The record is from RefSeq and is a predicted model, not a curated record.